AUGGCUAUCCCCCUCCAGCACCCCACUACGGCUCCAAGUUUCCCCAAGAUAGCAGCAGCUCAGGGCAGCGCCUUCGACCAGUAUCGAACCAAGACAGGCGUCCUGUACCAUGAGAUUCACAGUGCCAGCGUCUUCCGAGUUCUCGAGAUCGACCCUGGAAGUUUCGAGAGCCCUGUUAUAUGCAAGUUCCAUCACAUCGACCUGGACGCCCUACAUCUGCAGGAUGACGCAUUGAGCUACGCCUGGGAGGACCCCUCGUGGCGCUACUCGCCCAGCAACACGGAGAUGUUCGCGGUCCUGUGCGAUGGUCACGAGCUAAAGAUAUCGCCGAACCUGCACGAGGCAAUCCGGCACGUGAGGUCAGCCAGGAGGCGGAUCUUCUUGUGGGCAGACGCCGUGUGCAUCAACCAAGAGGACACGGCCGAGCGGGGGCACCAGGUUUCGCUGAUGGCUUCCAUUUACCGCCGGGCCCGACAGACCAUUGUAUGGCUUGGUGACAACACGAGAUAUUCGCACCCUUUUCAGGUCACCGAACGGCAAAUUCCCGAGGCCCAGCUGGCCUUUGGGGCUAUCUGCGAUAUUGUGAAUAACUGGGGGUCUCUAAAAGCGGCGGAAGCUCAAGGCGGAUUCGAGACUGCCAGCUACCGGGUUGCGAACCCAGUCGACGAGCAAGAUACGAGAGAGUUCAGACACUGCGAGGAUCAAGGGCUUUCCAGCCCUAAGCCUGAGCCUUCCGAUUCUGGAAUCGACGCUGACGCGGUCUCGGCAAAAACGUCGCCGCUGUGGAAAUCCAUCGCCGGCCUCUUCUCUCAACCCUGGUUCUGGCGUGUCCGGGUCGUCCAAGAGGUCGUGCUGGCGCAGUCGGCCGUGGUGAGAUGGGGGCAUGCGGAGAUAGACUGGAGGUGGAUCGGUCUUGCGUCAGCCAUACGACGAACCAACUACAGCUCCAUCUGUGAGGCCAUGGUCAUGGGCGGCGUCUACAACGCAUACCUCAUGUUUAGACUUUCUCCCAUGAGCGACCUGCCGCCUAUAACCUUGUCUUUCAUCCAGCUGCUGCGCCUCACGCGGCAGCUCGCGGUGACUGACGCGCGUGACCGCCUCUACGGCCUGCUCGGCAUCCGCACCACCGACAGCGAUCCCGAAGCAGGCCUGCUUUUCCUCCGGCCCGACUAUUCCGUUUCAGAGCGCGAGCUGUGGAAGCGUGUGGCAAUCAAGGCCAUCGGCGAGUCCCACAACCUGUCCCUGCUUUCGAGCGUUCAGCACGAUACGUUUGAUUUGGAGGCCCUCCGAAGCGCCAGUGAAAGCCAUUCCACGUUCCAGGAAGAGCGGAGUCCAGAACACCAGCCGCUGCCCUCUUGGGUACCCAAUUGGAGUGUAGCCUGCUGCGCUACGUUAGCUCCCUGGGAUCGUGACGACCGGUUCGCGGCCGCGAAGGACUUCCCCCUCCACCUCGGUUCUCCGAUCGGCUCCAACAACCUCCUCGUCGAGGGCAUCCAAAUCGGCAUGGCUGUAAAACGCUACGGGACCGGGUGGCGCCAGGCGGUUACGGCACUCCUUGGAGGACGCGACGCUUACGGUUCCUUGCAAGCCGCCGACAGCGACGACUGUCUCGCGGAUCUCGCGGCCUACAUUCUCGACUGCGCCGAGCGCGAGCGUCAAGAGACCAAGAGCUACGGUGGGAUAUUCGAGCGACACCCGCGACUGGAAGAAAAAUUGGAGAGCCUGGCCGAAGGCGGAAACACGUCGCGCUUCUGCAGCACCGUGGAUUCCGUAAGCGCACGGCGGCAGCUUUUUACGACUAUGAACGGGUAUUUCGGUCUCGGGCCAGACCUGCUCGAAAAAGGGGACGUCGUUUGCGUCUUGUCCGGCGCCGAUCUCCCUCUUGUCCUGAGCCCUACGUCAUGGCGGCGGCAGCAGGACGAGAAUGACGGCGAGGGCGCGGGGCGGCAACCGCGCCCGACCGAGCCUUGGCGGGUCGACCACAACCUCUUGGUCGGCGAGUGCUACGUCGAAGGCCUGAUGAACGGCGAGACGAUGGCCGGGUUUGCAAACGGCGACGACCCGGUGGAGUUGUUUGGCCCGCUGCCGCCCCAGCUCCUCGAGGAUGACAUUCUGUCAGCAGCGAGCGAGCCGGAAAGAAACCGGGCGCGGAAGGCACGACUGGAACAGCUGCGUGCAAGAAAUUUGUUCACGCCGGCAAGUUUAAAAGCAGCUAGGCGUACUAGGGCGGAAAAACGAUGGUUCAAUAUUCGCUGAGGGGUGUGUUGUGGAUAUCUGGGCCAAGACCGGACUCACACCGUUAGGACCCACGCGGUUGAUAACUGUUAGGAGACGUAAGGCGCAUGCCGAGAACUAUAAUAUCAUUUUUCCCUUUCUCCCUCAAGAGUAGAGCAUGCCCGCUCCAAUCAGACAUCAGCAGUAUAAAG
This is a messenger RNA of Gaeumannomyces tritici R3-111a-1, 2426 nucleotides long. RefSeq lists its product as hypothetical. Lineage: Eukaryota; Fungi; Ascomycota; Sordariomycetes; Magnaporthales; Magnaporthaceae. The record is from RefSeq and is a predicted model, not a curated record. The coding region runs from base 1 to 2256 and encodes 751 amino acids. The transcript has 4 exons.